AUGCUUCCCGGAGCGGGCGCCCUCGCCUUCCUCCUCCGGUGCCUGCUGCUGCUCGUCGCUCCUGCCCGGACUCGGCCAGAUAUGUUCUGCGAUUUCAAUGGCAAGAAGUACAGCCCAGGAGAGAGCUGGCACCCCUAUCUGGAGCCUCAGGGGCUAAUGUACUGCAUCCGCUGCACCUGCACCGAGAAUGCCAACAUGAGAUGCUAUCGGAUCCAGUGCCCAGCUCUGCAGUGUGCCAGUCCCGUCACGGACCCCCAGCAGUGCUGCCCGCGGUGUGGUGAGCCAAAUUCACCUUCUGGCCUCCGGGCACCUGUGAAGUCCUGCCAGUACAAUGGGACAACAUAUCAGCAAGGCGAGAUGUUCACCACAAGCGAGCUCUUUCCCAGCCGCCAGCCGAACCAGUGUGUGCAGUGCAGCUGCUCUGAAGGACAGAUUUACUGUGGCUUGGUGACCUGCCCCGAGCUGUUGUGUUCCUCUCCUCUAACUGUGCCAGAUUCCUGCUGCCAGGUCUGCAAAGAUGGUUCAUAUGAGAAGUCCACAGAAGAGGAACCCCUGCAGUUAAACAGAGGUGUUAGGCACUCGCAAGACCAGUGCUCAGGAGAAGCAAUGGAUAGGAAGCCGCUUGGAGCCACUGCAUCCACCAUUCUUAGUUCCUCCCUGGAGUUCAUUCCCAGGAGCUUCAAACCCAAGGGAGGAGGUGGCACCACUGUCAAGAUUGUUUUGAAAGAGAAGCACAAGAAAGCUUGUGUUUACAACGGAAAGACCUACUCCCAUGGGGAAGUGUGGCACCCCGUGUUCCGGCUCUACGGCCUCCUGCCCUGCAUCCUAUGCACUUGCAGGGAUGGUGUCCAGGACUGCCAGAAGAUCACAUGUCCCAAGGAAUAUCCAUGUGACUAUCCAGAGAAAGUAGAUGGGAAAUGCUGUAAAAUAUGUCCAGAAGCCAGAGUGAAACCCACCGAUGAAAUAAUCACCACCCAAUGUGGCAAGAACCCCAACCAUGUCCUAGUGUACAUGUUUGUACCAUCGAGCUCAGAGACCUCCAAGGAGAUCCUUAGGACGAUUGCGAUUGAGAAGGAACCAUCAGAAGAAGUGGAAAUCUACAACUGGAAGCUGAUUAAAGGGAUAUUUCAUUUAAUACAGACCAAGAAGAUUAGCAAACAGGAAUUCAAGCAAGAAGCGCAGAACUUCAGGCUGAUCACCAGGACAAAUGAAGGUCACUGGAAUAUCUUUCGAGCCCAAACAUCAGACCUGAAGAUGACAGAGAGUCCAGAGAAAGAAACUAAGAACUUGUAA
This is a messenger RNA of Rhea pennata, 1293 nucleotides long. RefSeq names its product chordin like 2 (gene CHRDL2). Gene Ontology annotation, molecular function: BMP binding. Gene Ontology annotation, biological process: cell differentiation; negative regulation of BMP signaling pathway. The transcript is spliced from 11 exons. Lineage: Eukaryota; Metazoa; Chordata; Aves; Rheiformes; Rheidae. The record is from RefSeq and is a predicted model, not a curated record. Bases 1 to 1293 code for a protein of 430 amino acids.